AUGGCGAGUAACAGAAAGCGUGAGAACCAAGCGAAUAGUUUAAGGCUUGAUCACCAGAUAGCAGGUCUUUGUGUAGUCCAAACCUGGUUAUUAAGUAAAGCCCUUGGCCACAAGGCGUGCCUGGUGGCGUUUGAGCUUAAAAACCUACUUUGUUUCAACAUGAUUCAUGGAAGGAUGUGUCUCAACCAAAACGAUCAUCGAAACGGUAUUCAAAACUUUGUCUAUGAGGGUUCACCAACCCCGAUUACAACAUUCCUUUCUAUUGUGCCUAAUAUAUCUAUUUUUGCUAAUAUUUCACAUGUUUCUAUUUAUGGUUCCUAUGAAGCUACACAGGAACAAAUAUUCUGUUACUAUAGCAUUGCUUCAAAGAUCUUAGGAGCAUUGGCCGCCAAGACCCAAAUGAAAGUAAAAAGACUUCCAGAUUAUAGUUCAAUUGGACAUGUAGGUUAUUUUGGUACUGGUUUCUCAUGUGGAACAAUAUUUUUUAAUCCAAGUUCACUCUAA
Messenger RNA from Juglans microcarpa x Juglans regia, 504 nucleotides. RefSeq names its product NADH-ubiquinone oxidoreductase chain 2. Bases 1 to 504 code for a protein of 167 amino acids. The record is from RefSeq and is a predicted model, not a curated record. The transcript is spliced from 3 exons. Lineage: Eukaryota; Viridiplantae; Streptophyta; Magnoliopsida; Fagales; Juglandaceae.